CGUCUGCACGGCGAGGAGGAGGAGAGAGGCGCAGAGGGGUCGCCUCGGGACAGCGGAGGAGACCGGCUUUGACUGCGGAGGACGAGGGAAGUGAGAAGAUGUCGGCCUGCCUCCUACGGUUGUCCGCCCUCCUGCUGUGCGCGGCGGGGCUGAACGGGGCGCUGGAGUUCGGGGGCUCGGCGGGGCAGUGGGCCCGGUACGGCCGGUGGGACGCGGGGUCACGGGGCGAGCUGAGCUUCAGCCUGCGGACCAAUGCCAGCCGGGCGCUGCUGCUCUACGUGGACGACGGGGGCUACUGCGACUUCCUGGAGCUGAUGGUGGCCGGCGGGCGGCUCAGGCUGCGCUUCAGCAUCUUCUGCGCAGAGCCGGCUGUGCUGCUGACCGAUGCCCGGGUGGAUGAUGACCGCUGGCACAUGGUGGUGCUGACACGCAACGAGCGGGAGACACGGCUGGUGGUGGACGGCGAGGCCGGGGCGGCCCGGGUGCGCUCCAAGCGGCCGGACAUGACGGUGGCCAGUGACCUGUUCGUGGGGGGCAUCCCGCCCGACGUGCGGCUGUCUGCCCUCACCUCCAGCACCGUCAAGUAUGAGCCGCCCUACCGAGGGCUGCUGGCCAACCUGAAGGUGGGGGACACCCCGCCCGUGCUGCUCAACAGCCAGGGCAUCCGCAGCGAGAGCGAGCUGCUCUGCGCCCGCCACAACCCCUGCCUCAACGGCGGCUCCUGCUCCGUGCUGGGUGGCAGGGCCGUCUGCGACUGUGCCGGCACCGGAUACCACGGGAAGGAGUGCGGAGAAGAAGAUCAUGGGACGGAAGGUCCUGCUCACCUGAUGUUAAGCAACCAAGGCUCGGAAGAAGCUCUCCUCUCUGCCAAAGAGGAAUCCGUGGCCACCUUCAAGGGGACAGAAUUCUUCUGCUACGACCUCUCGCACAACCCCAUCCAGAGCAGCAGCGACGAGAUCACACUCUCCUUCAAGACCCUGCAACGCAACGGGCUCAUCCUGCACACGGGCAAGUCAGCCGACUACGUCAACCUGGCUCUGAAGAACGGAGCUGUCUCACUGGUCAUCAACCUGGGCUCGGGGGCCUUCGAGGCACUGGUGGAACCGGUCAACGGCAAGUUCAACGACAACAGCUGGCAUGAUGUGAGGGUCACCCGCAAUCUCCGUCAGCACUCAGGCAUUGGACACGCAAUGGUGACAAUUUCAGUGGAUGGUAUCCUGACCACCACAGGAUACACCCAGGAGGACUACACCAUGCUGGGCUCCGACGACUUCUUCUACAUCGGUGGGAGUCCGAGCACGGCCGAUCUCCCGGGCUCUCCUGUCAGCAACAACUUCAUGGGAUGUCUGAAGGAUGUUGUCUACAAGAACAACGACUUCAAACUGGAGCUCUCGCGCUUGGCCAAGGAAGGUGAUUCCAAAAUGAAAGUGCACGGUGACCUGUUCUUCAAGUGCGAGAACGUGGCGGCCUUGGAUCCGGUCACCUUUGAGGCCCCGGAGGCCUUCAUCUCCCUCCCCAAGUGGAACACCAAGAAGACGGGCUCCAUCUCCUUUGACUUCUGCACCACAGAACCCAAUGGGCUCUUGCUGUUCAGUCACGGGAAGCCCCAGCACCUGAAGGAGGGCCGGAGUGAGCGGCUACAGAAGGUGGACUACUUUGCCAUGGAGCUGCUGGACGGGUUCCUCUUCCUGCUGCUGGACAUGGGCUCGGGAGCCAUCAAGGUCCGUGCCACCAACAAGAAGGUCAAUGACGGAGAGUGGUGUCACGUCGACUUCCAGCGAGAUGGCCGCUCAGGUUCCAUCUCGGUCAACAGUCGCCACCUGCCCUUCGUAGCCAACGGCGAGAGCGAGAUCCUGGACCUGGACAGCGCCAUGUACCUGGGCGGUCUGCCCGAGAACAAGCUGGACCUGCUGCUGCCCUCGGAGCUGUGGACGGCCUUCCUCAACUACGGCUACGUGGGCUGUGUGCGGGACCUCUUCAUCGAUGGGCAGAGCAGAGACGUGCGGCGCCUGGCUGAGCUCCAGAACACAGGGGGAGUCAGCGGCUUCUGCUCCCGCGAGACCCUGAAGCAGUGCAGCACCGCCCCUUGCCGCAACGGAGGGAGCUGCCGGGAGGGCUGGAACCGAUACAUCUGUGACUGCACUGGCACCGGCUACUUCGGCAGGAAUUGCGAGACAGAGGGGACGGUCCUGAGUUACGAUGGCAGCAUGUACCUGAAGAUCAUGAUGCCCCUGGUGAUGCAUACGGAGGCGGAGGACAUCUCGCUGAGGUUCAUGUCACAGCGGGCGUACGGUCUGCUGAUGGCCACCACUUCCAAGGACUCGGCGGACACCCUGAGACUGGAGCUGGACGGGGGACGCGUGAAGCUCACCGUCAACCUAGACUGUGUCAGGACUAACUGUAACCCUAGCAAAGGGCCCGAGACGCUGUACGCGGGGCAGAAGGUGAACGACAACGAGUGGCACAGCGUCCGUGUUGUCCGCCGAGGGAAGGGCCUGCAGCUGUCUGUGGACAACAUCACCGUGGAAGGGCAGAUGGCUGGAGAUCACACCAGGCUGGAGUUCCACAACAUUGAGACGGGCAUCAUGACAGAGAAACGCUUCAUCUCCAUCGUCCCCUCCAACUUCAUUGGGCACUUGCAGAGCCUCAGCUUCAAUGGGAUGCACUACAUCGACCUGUGCAAGAAUGGCGACAUCAGCUACUGUGAGCUCAACGCCUUCUUUGGAAUGCGCGACAUCAUCGCAGACCCCGUGACGUUCAAGGCCAAGUCCAGUUACCUGGCGUUGGCCACUCUCCAGGCAUACACCUCCAUGCACCUCUUCUUCCAGUUCAAGACCACGGCGAUCGAUGGGUUGAUCUUGUACAACAGUGGGGACGGCAAUGACUUCAUUGUGGUGGAGCUAGUCAAAGGGUACCUACACUAUGUGUUCGAUCUGGGCAACGGACCCUCCCUGAUGAAGGGCAACUCUGACAAGCCCGUCAAUGACAACCAGUGGCACAACGUGAUGGUGUCCCGAGACUCCAAUAAUAUCCACACCCUGAAGAUCGACUCCCGAACCGUCACCCAGCAUUCCAACGGAGCCCGCAACCUCGACCUGAAAGGGGAGCUGUAUAUCGGUGGACUCAACAAGGGCAUGUUCAACAACCUCCCUAAGCUGGUCGCCUCCCGAGAGGGUUUCCAGGGCUGCCUGGCAUCCAUUGACCUCAACGGACGCCUGCCAGAUCUGAUCGCCGAUGCCCUCCAUCGAGUGGGGCAGAUCGAGAGAGGAUGUGGAGGCCCCAGCACCACCUGUCAGGAGGACUCCUGCGCCAACCAGGGAACUUGCAUCCAACAGUGGGACGGUUACACCUGUGACUGCACCAUGACCUCCUUCGGGGGCACCCUCUGCAACUACCCUGGCACCACGUACAUCUUUGGUCGGGGUGGAGCCCUUAUCACCUACACGUGGCCUCCGAAUGACCGGCCGAGCACGCGAGCUGACCGCCUUGCCGUGGGAUUCAGCACACAGCAGAAGGAUGCCAUUUUGGUUCGAGUGGACAGUGCCUCUGGCCUGGGAGACUACCUACAGCUCCACAUAGAACAAGGGAAGAUCCAGGUGAUUUUUAACGUGGGGACAGAUGACAUUGUGAUCGAGGAGAAGAAUGUGGUUGUGAAUGACGGCAAGUACCAUGUGGUGCGAUUCACGAGGAGUGGGGGCAACGCCACGCUGCAGGUCGACAAUUGGCCCAUAAAUGAGCGCUACCCUGUAGGCAACUAUGAUAACGAGCGGCUGGCGAUUGCUAGACAGCGAAUUCCAUAUCGUCUUGGUCGGGUAGUAGACGAGUGGCUACUCGACAAAGGCCGACAGUUGACUAUCUUCAACAGCCAGGCCUCCAUCCGGAUCGGAGGAAAGGACUACGGGCGCCCUUUCCAGGGCCAGGUGGCCGGCCUCUACUACAAUGGCUUGAAGGUCUUGACCUUGGCGGCCGAGAGUGACCCCAACGUCAAGGUGGAGGGCAACCUGCGGCUGGUGGGGGAGGUGCCCUCGGUCAUGACCACUGAGACUACAGCCACCACACUACUGGCGGACAUGUCCACCACCAUCAUGGAGACCACCACCACCAUGGCCACUACUACCACACGGCGAGGGAGGUCACCCACCAUGAAUGACAGGAUCACGCAGAACACAGAUGACAUUCUGGUGGCCUCUGCUGAGUGUCCAAGUGAUGAUGAAGACCUGCAAGAGUGCGAGCCCAGCACGGGAGGCGAGCUCAUUUUGCCCAUAAUCACGGAGGAUGCGCUGGAAAUGCCGGCGAUAAUCACCCGCUCUCCCUUCGUGCCCCCGCCCCCGACCUACCGGCCCCUGCUCACGGCCGCGGAGACCACCAGAGAGUCGCUGACCCUGACCUCCAAGCUGGGCUCUCCUUGCCUCUUGGAGCAGGACGACGACUGCGACGAGGUGAUGGUGGUGUCCGGCUACGGCUCCGGAGAAGUCUUUGACUCCAGUUUCCCCCCGACCGACGAUGAGGACUUUUACGCCACCUUCCCCCUGGUCACCGACCGCACCCUCCUGGCCGGCGCCGAUCCCUCCCUCCCCAAGUCCAAGGGCUUCCGUCCCAGCAAGGGGCCGAAGGGUCCCGGCGGCGCCAGCGCCUCCCCCGACGCCCCGCUCUCCACCUCCUCUUCCCCGGACAUGAUCCGAAAGCUGCCCGCCGGCAAGCUCAACACCCGCGACAACCCCAAACCCAACCCUGACCUAGCGCUGCUCCCUCUCCCCACCGAACACCUCAGCAAGAAGCAGGCGAGGCGGCCCCCAGUAACCUCCGGCCCCGGCUUUCACCAUUUACCCACAGCCAACCCCAGCGGCCCGGGCGCCGGGGCGGCGGGACCCCCGGGGGCGGUGGAGGUGAUCCGCGAGUCCAGCAGCACCACCGGUAUGGUGGUCGGCAUCGUGGCGGCGGCUGCGCUCUGCAUCCUUAUCCUGCUCUACGCCAUGUACAAGUACCGCAACCGCGACGAGGGCUCCUACCAGGUAGACCAGAGCCGCAACUACAUCAGCAACUCGGCGCAGAGCAACGGCGCGCUGGUCAAGGAGAAGCCGCCGGCCGCCGCCAAGGCCGCGGGCAAGGCCAAGAGGAACAAGGACAAGGAGUACUACGUCUGAGGCCCGGGCGGGGCGGGGGGCGGCCGGACUUCGGGAACGGGGCGUGGGUGAGGCUUCUGCGCCCUCUUCCUACCCCGGCGUUGGGGUUGGGCGGGGGAGACCCAGGUCACGCUGCUGGUUGCCCGUUCCCCAUCCCCACCCCGCUGGGAAGGGGGAGCCUUUCUACUCCCCCUUCACCUCCAGUCAGCCGUCGCUGGGACCCCUCCCCGCUCCGCCCCACCCUGCCCCGAGGUCGAACAGCGGGAGACUGUCCCCCGGAGAGGGCGGGGCCGCUGUGAACGACUGGCUAAGACCCCACCCCCACCCACCUCGCUCGGUGGCCCGGGACCAGCCGGUGUGGCUUCCUCCCUCCGCCCUCACCCCCCCCCCCCCGACACCUUCCC
Molecule: messenger RNA, 5527 nt
Organism: Pristis pectinata (smalltooth sawfish)
Lineage: Eukaryota; Metazoa; Chordata; Chondrichthyes; Rhinopristiformes; Pristidae
Product: neurexin-2-like
Exons: 22
Coding region: 99-5144 (1681 amino acids)
Source: RefSeq, a predicted model, not a curated record